UCCGCACGAGUAAACCCGCGCUUAAUUUUCUCUUCUCUCACCUACUAAAUUCCGUUCCCCUGCUCGUGUCGCUCGCUGGGGUUUGGAUCCGAGCGGAGGCUCGGGCGGCGGAUGCUGUAGAGAAAUGGCGGAGGCCGUCGCGUCCGCGGGCGAGCACGCCAUGGGGGCCUCGAUCUCCGCCACGCCCGGCCAGGUUUCUUCUAUUCUUGGCUUUCUUUGGGUUUUCGCAGCCUGGGCGUAUUCUGAGGUUCUCUUUCAUAGGAAGAAUGCUGCUUCUAUUAAAGCUAGACACUCGGAUGUCAAUUUAGCAGUAUCGGAUAACAGUUCAGUCAAAGGAGAAGAUCAAACAAUGUUAUUGGAGCAGGGUGGUCAGGCAGCACCUGCGAAGCCAGUUUAUGCUUCCUUCACAUCACAAUUGCUCAGACUUUUCUUCAUGGACCAGACUCUUCUUCUGGAGAAUCGUUUAACACUGAGAGCAAUAUCUGAGUUUGGAGGGUAUCUACUUUAUUUUUACAUAUGUGAUCGUACAGAUUUGCUUGGAGAGUCUGCUAAGAAUUACAGCCGAGAUAUGUUCCUUUUCCUCUACUUUCUUCUUAUUAUCGUAGCAGCUAUGACUUCCUUUAAGGUCCAUCAAGACAAGUCGGCAUUCACAGGAAAGUCUAUACUGUAUUUGAAUAGGCAUCAAACUGAAGAAUGGAAGGGUUGGAUGCAGGUGCUGUUCUUGAUGUACCACUACUUCAAUGCUAAAGAGAUAUACAAUGCAAUCCGUGUAUUCAUUGCUGCAUAUGUCUGGAUGACUGGAUUUGGCAACUUCUCUUAUUAUUAUGUGAGGAAGGAUUUCAGUCUCGGACGAUUUGCUCAGAUGAUGUGGCGCCUCAAUUUCUUUGUGAUAUUCUGCUGCAUUGUCCUGAACAAUGACUAUACACUCUAUUAUAUUUGUCCUAUGCACACCCUUUUCACCCUCAUGGUUUAUGGUGCUCUUGGAAUUUUAAACAAAUAUAACGAGAUUAGAACGGUGAUGGCAAUGAAAUUUAUUGCUUGCUUCUUGGUAGUUAUCCUGGUAUGGGAAGUUCCAGGUGUCUUUGACAUAGUCUGGAGCCCAUUCACGCUUCUUCUAGGCUAUACCGAUCCUUCCAAACCAGAUCUCCCCCGGUUGCAUGAGUGGCAAUUCCGAUCUGGACUGGAUCGCUAUAUUUGGAUCGUGGGGAUGAUAUAUGCAUAUUACCAUCCAACUGUUGAGAAGUGGAUGGAGAAGCUGGAAGAAGCUGAAACGAGAACCAAACUCUAUAUUAAGGCCUUGAUAGUUACUAUUUCUUUGACGGCUGGUUAUUUGUGGUAUGAAUACAUUUAUAAGCUGGAUAAGAUUUCAUACAACAAGUACCAUCCCUAUACAUCCUGGAUCCCUAUAACUGUCUACAUAUGCCUACGCAAUUUCACUCAAGAGUUCAGGAGCUUCUCUCUCACACUAUUUGCCUGGCUUGGAAAGAUUACACUAGAGACAUACAUAUCUCAGUUUCAUAUCUGGCUCAGAUCAAGGGUGCCCAAUGGGCAACCGAAAUGGCUAUUGUCAAUAAUCCCAGAUUACCCAUUGCUCAAUUUCAUGCUCACUACUGCUAUAUAUGUUGUGGUUUCCCUUAGGCUCUUCGAAUUGACUAAUACCUUGAAGAUUGCAUUUGUACCUAGUCGUGACAACAAGCGCCUCUCAUACAAUUUUGUGGCAGGAAUUGCCAUUUCCGUCGCACUAUACUUUGUAUCAUUUGUUCUAGUUGGCAUCGCAGGAUAAUAGGAAGUUUAGCUUUGGUUUUGUUUAGUUGGAAUUCUAGGAUAACGACAGAGCCAGUUCAAUUGUGAGCAACUUCAACAGGCGCUGCAUUUCUUUCACUGGAGCGAGGUAUUGUCUGAGUUGCAUGGUGAAAAGUAAUCGGGGGGUUGUGCAAGAACAGAUUUUGAAGUGUAACAUAUGAGUGAACCAGCCCCAAGAGGGGAUAUGAUAAAAGUAGAUAUAUUCCUGUAUAGCCGUUGAAAUGCAUACCGACUUACCGAGUGAGCACGUCGGCUGUGGAAAUCAGAUUUUGUUCCUUAUUUUUCUUCAAAGCUUGAAAUAGACAGAACGGUGAUAAAAAGUUAUUUUUCA
Phragmites australis (common reed) is the source of this 2134-nucleotide messenger RNA. RefSeq names its product protein REDUCED WALL ACETYLATION 1-like. The record is from RefSeq and is a predicted model, not a curated record. Bases 125 to 1783 code for a protein of 552 amino acids. Gene Ontology annotation, biological process: xyloglucan metabolic process; xylan biosynthetic process; plant-type secondary cell wall biogenesis. Gene Ontology annotation, cellular component: Golgi apparatus. NCBI's taxonomy places the organism in Eukaryota, Viridiplantae, Streptophyta, Magnoliopsida, Poales, Poaceae. Gene Ontology annotation, molecular function: acetyltransferase activity. The transcript is spliced from 15 exons.